CACAACAAUAUAUAUUAUUAUGUUUUCUCGUAUGGUACCUCAUUUCGUAGAUCUCUAUUCUUCAACACCCCAAGUUUAUAUAAUUGCUCAAAAUUGUUUCCAUUAAAAUUUGAUUAUCAGUUAAUCAAAACUGUCGUGAAAGGCUAUCGUUAACGUGAAAGCAGAGAAUCUCUUGAGACUUCACUUCGGAAAGAUUCAGAUAAACCCACUUCCAUAUUCCGACUGAUUGUUCCGACAUCGAGUUUUGAAUUCCGAGGGUUGGAUCACGCGGAUCAGUUGGGACUGAUCGUCAUCAAUGUUAGGGAGAGGCUACUGGUAAAUUUGAUGUUGCGAUUGCGAGAACCGAGCUCCGCCGGAGAGGGAGUUCCGUUGGUGAGGAUUUACGAGUCUAGGGUGGAUUUUAUUGGGGGCGGCGGUGGGGUUAAGAAGCUUGCCGGGCGGAGGAGGAUUUCACUUGGAUGUGGGCCUGUUGAGGCGGCAGGUGAAUUUGCCGCUGCGGUUGCGCCACCCGAGCUCCGGGAGAUAAGAGAUCCUAAACCUUAGGAUUUACGAGCCUAGGGUGGAAUUCGAUCAGGGCGACGACGGGGCUCAAUGUGUUGGAAGAGGGAAGAUGAUUGUUCCGUCAAUUGUUCAGAAGCCAUGAACUUCGGCCCCCUACUAAUCUCAUGGCCGUGGAUUGUUGAGAAGAUGAAUUCGAUUAGUGGCGGAGCCAAAGUCCGUAGUCCCCUGGGAAUUUCAUGGCCGUGGAUUGUUGAGAAGAUGAAUUAGAUCAGCGGUGGAGCCAGUGCAGAGGCCGUGAUCCCCUUGGGAAUUUCAUGACCGUCGAGUGUUGAGAAGAUGAAUUCGAUCGGCGGCGGAGCUAGUGCAGAAGCUGCGGCCCCUGGGAAUUUUGGAAAAAUCGAUAACACUAUGUAUUUUUACAAAUAGAACAUGAAUUCGUUUGGAGUUGAUGGGGGAUACAAUAAGAAAAAUUAGGUGUUCAAGUUAUGAUUUGAACAAGAUAAGGUACUGCAAUAUAAAAAUAUAUGAAAAUAUUUGUAUUGGGAUUAAAGAGCACGCAUAAAAAUAUAAUAGGAUCAACUAGUUAUUUUGAAAUUGUAAAUAAUAAAUAAUAUAAUUGAAAUUAAUAAGCACUGUUAGAUUAGAUCAACGGUGUAGAAAAUCUGGACCAUAGUAUGCGUCAGGAGCAUACGAGUGUGACCCAUAUAUAUAUGGUUAUGUCUUCGGUGCACUCACUUUUUUGGGUGCAUUCAAUGCACUCGCUUCAUAUUUGUCAUUAUGAGCAUGCGAUUCAUGUCAAAACGAUGUUAAUCAUCACGUAUGAUACGAUGAACAAAAAACCCCAUGAAUUAGCACAAAAUUUAUUCAAGAUUUACAUUAAUUUGAAGAAAUUAUGAUUUAUAGAUUUAGGGUUAGGGUUAGGGUUCAUGAUUUGGGGUUUAGGGCAGAAGUUCAAAAUUGAAGGUUUAGGGCUUAGGCUAAUGCAUUGAUUAGUUGUGAUCUUAUAUAAUAUUAUCAUAUUACACUAAUCUUACCAAUUAAAAUAAAAAAUUGAUGUCUUAAGGCUACUUUUAGAGUUGGGUGCAUUGAAUGCACUCAUUUAUGUAAGUGAACUGAAGUAGCCAGCAUAUAUAUAUAUAUAUCUAGGGUUGAAAUCCGGGAUACCGCAUACCUUGAGUAAGAAAACGCUAUCCAGAACUUGAAUUGGCUAAUUUUUCGGACAUGAUACUAUACUCUAACCCUUAAAGAUCAAAAUCUAGGUACUAAUUCUCUAAAUCUUAUACCCCAAGAUUAAUUUAAUUAGAAACAAUAAUCGACGGUUAUGAUUCGUCCAAAUAUAGGCAAAAAAAUCAAUGCAACAUCUUAGGGUUUAUAGUUUAUGAUUUAGAUAAUUAGGAUCUAGGGUUCACUCAUUAAGGGUUAGGGUAUAGUAUCAUGCCCAAAAAUCCUGCUAAUUCGAGGUCUAGAUAGCGUUUUCAUACCCAAGGUAUGCGGUACCCCGGAUUUCACUCUGGGUAUCGUAGAAGGCACAUAUAUUUUUUUUAAGGGAUAAUACCACUACAACACUCGAACUAUGACAAAAAUGUUACUUGUAUCCUAUUCUUUCAGAUAUUCCAUUUAUGUCUUAAAUUAUUAUUCUGUUAGUGUCUACCGAUGUUGAUCGUUAGUUCUUAACAGAAAAUCCAAUCAGCGCUGUCGUGGCAUUCGACAUGAAAAUUUUAAUUUUAAUUCUUAAUUACUUUUCAUCUCACUUAAAAAACAUAAAAAGUAACC
Molecule: messenger RNA, 2274 nt
Organism: Linum trigynum
Lineage: Eukaryota; Viridiplantae; Streptophyta; Magnoliopsida; Malpighiales; Linaceae
Source: the annotation of a GenBank genome assembly